AUGUCCGUUGAAACUGCCUUGUCGUACGCCGCCUUGAUCCUCGCCGACGCCGACGUCGAGAUCUCCCCCGAAAACUUGAAGACCCUCACCGAAACCGCCGGUGUCGAAGUCGAGGCCAUCUGGACCUCGAUCUACGCCAAGGCCCUUGACGGUAAGGACUUGAAGGACUUGUUCUUCCAAGUGCAAGCCGGCCCCGCCGCCGGUGCCGCUCCUGCUGCCGGUGCUGCCGCCGCCGGUGGUGAAGCCGCCGCCGCCGAAGAAAAGGAAGAAGAAGCCAAGGAAGAAUCCGACGACGACAUGGGGUUCGGCUUGUUCGACUAA
Molecule: messenger RNA, 321 nt
Organism: Diutina rugosa
Lineage: Eukaryota; Fungi; Ascomycota; Pichiomycetes; Serinales; Debaryomycetaceae
Gene: RPP1A
Product: ribosomal protein P1
Exons: 1
Coding region: 1-321 (106 amino acids)
Biological process (GO): cytoplasmic translation; translational elongation
Cellular component (GO): cytosolic large ribosomal subunit; ribosome
Molecular function (GO): structural constituent of ribosome; ribonucleoprotein complex binding; protein kinase activator activity
Source: RefSeq, a predicted model, not a curated record